Molecule: messenger RNA, 1254 nt
Organism: Setaria italica (foxtail millet)
Lineage: Eukaryota; Viridiplantae; Streptophyta; Magnoliopsida; Poales; Poaceae
Product: photosystem II protein D1
Exons: 1
Coding region: 98-1159 (353 amino acids)
Biological process (GO): photosynthesis, light reaction; photosynthetic electron transport in photosystem II
Cellular component (GO): chloroplast thylakoid membrane; photosystem II
Source: RefSeq, a predicted model, not a curated record
UAUACUGUUAAAUAACAAGCCUUCUAUUAUCUAUAUUCUUUCUAGUUAAUACGUGUGCUUGGGAGUCCUUGCAAUUUGAAUAAACCAAGAUCUUACCAUGACUGCAAUUUUAGAGAGACGCGAAAGUACAAGCCUGUGGGGUCGCUUCUGCAACUGGAUAACUAGCACCGAAAACCGUCUUUACAUCGGAUGGUUCGGUGUUUUGAUGAUCCCUACCUUAUUGACCGCAACUUCCGUAUUUAUUAUCGCCUUCAUCGCUGCUCCUCCAGUAGAUAUUGAUGGUAUUCGUGAGCCUGUUUCUGGUUCUUUACUUUAUGGAAACAAUAUUAUUUCUGGUGCUAUUAUUCCUACUUCUGCGGCGAUCGGAUUGCAUUUUUACCCAAUUUGGGAAGCUGCAUCUGUUGAUGAAUGGUUAUACAAUGGCGGUCCUUAUGAGCUAAUUGUUCUACACUUCUUACUUGGUGUAGCUUGUUAUAUGGGUCGUGAGUGGGAACUUAGUUUCCGUCUGGGUAUGCGCCCUUGGAUUGCUGUUGCAUAUUCAGCUCCUGUUGCAGCUGCUACUGCUGUUUUCUUGAUUUAUCCUAUUGGUCAAGGAAGUUUCUCUGAUGGUAUGCCUUUAGGAAUAUCUGGUACUUUCAACUUUAUGAUUGUAUUCCAGGCGGAGCACAACAUCCUUAUGCAUCCAUUUCACAUGUUAGGUGUAGCUGGUGUAUUCGGCGGUUCCCUAUUCAGUGCUAUGCAUGGUUCCUUGGUAACCUCUAGUUUGAUCAGGGAAACCACUGAAAAUGAGUCUGCUAAUGAGGGUUACAAAUUUGGUCAAGAAGAAGAGACUUAUAACAUUGUGGCUGCUCACGGUUAUUUUGGUCGAUUAAUCUUCCAAUAUGCUAGUUUCAACAACUCUCGUUCUUUACACUUCUUCUUGGCUGCUUGGCCUGUAGUAGGGAUCUGGUUCACUGCUUUAGGUAUUAGUACUAUGGCAUUCAACCUAAAUGGAUUCAAUUUCAACCAAUCUGUAGUUGAUAGUCAAGGUCGCGUUAUUAAUACUUGGGCUGAUAUCAUCAACCGUGCUAAUCUUGGUAUGGAAGUAAUGCACGAACGUAAUGCUCACAACUUCCCUCUAGACCUAGCUGCUCUUGAAGUUCCAUCUCUUAAUGGAUAAGGUUUUUCUACUAACAUAUAGGAAUUUUUGAAAGAAGGAAAGCCAGAAAUACCCAAUAUCUUGUUCCAACAGGAUAUUGGGUAUUUCUUUGUUUA